GGUAAACAAACGCGUGUCCCUAAAAGCGCGUGAGCCACGCGGCUUCGCUCCGGAUCCAUGUCCCAGGCUCAGCCUGUCCGCGCUGCAGGGGGCGCUGGUGCUCGCUGUGCGGCAGGAGUUUGUUGCCGUUGACGACGAUCAGCCGCUGUUGCUCGGUGACGGUGACGAGGUCGCCGUGGUCCCGCCCCUCAGCGGCGGUUAAUCACAAUGGAGCCGCCCGAUUGGCCCGAGCGCAGAGACGUGUUCAAGCUGUGCUCUGACGCACUGUCGCUGCAGGAAGUGGUCGAGGCCGCCAGAAGUCCAAAGUGUGGAGCCGUGUCGGUGUUCCUUGGGACGACUCGUGAGGACGUGGUCAACGGCCAAAAGGUGAUUGGUCUGGAGUAUCAGGCAUAUGAGUCCAUGGUCCAAUCAGAGCUCUCCAAACUGAGCCGUGUCAUCAGAGAGCGCUGGCCCCACGUCAUGCACAUCUGUCUGCACCACCGGCUGGGGUGGGUGUCGGUGGGUGAGGCCAGCGUCAUCGUGGCGGUCUCAGCUCCUCAUCGGCGCGACUCUGAAGAGGCCGUUCAGUUCUGUGUGACUCAGCUCAAAGCCCUGGUGCCCAUCUGGAAGAAGGAGGUGUUUGAGGGGGGACAGUGUAGGUGGAAUGAAAACUCUGAGUGUAGCUGGAGCCAGAACCAUCGAAGCAAAACCAGGACCAAAACCGAGACCAAGGACCAGGACCAGACCCAGGACCACACCCAACCCUGAGCCCACCUCAUACUGCUGCACAGCGCCACCUGCUGCUAAAACCCUGCACUGAAAAUAAAGAUGAAGAAAGAUGAA
Molecule: messenger RNA, 822 nt
Organism: Periophthalmus magnuspinnatus
Lineage: Eukaryota; Metazoa; Chordata; Actinopteri; Gobiiformes; Gobiidae
Product: molybdopterin synthase catalytic subunit
Exons: 5
Coding region: 208-747 (179 amino acids)
Biological process (GO): Mo-molybdopterin cofactor biosynthetic process
Cellular component (GO): cytosol
Molecular function (GO): molybdopterin synthase activity
Source: RefSeq, a predicted model, not a curated record